AUGGCGCGCAGCCUGUCCGCCCACACCGGCGCCGUCUCCUGCGUGAAGUUCUCCAACGACGGCCGCCUCCUCGCCUCCGCCUCCCUCGACCGCACCGUGGUGGUCUACCCCGCCGCCUCCUCCUCCUCCUUCUCCCCGCUCGCUACCCUCUCCGGCCACCAAGAGGGCAUCUCCGACCUGGCCUGGUCCUCCGACUCCCACUACCUUUGCUCCGCCUCCGACGACCGCUCCCUCCGCAUCUGGGACGUCCGCAACCUCGCCGGCGCGUCCUCCGACGACCGCUGCGUGAAGAUCCUCCGCGGCCACACCUCCUUCGUCUUCUGCGCCAACUUCAACCCCCAGUCCAACCUCAUAGCCUCCGGCGCCUUCGACUGCACCGUCCGCAUCUGGGACGUGAAGGCCGGCAAGUGCGUCCGCGCCAUCGACGCCCACGACCUGCCCGUUACCUCCGUCCACUUCAUCAAGGACGGCUCCAUCGUCGUCUCCACUAGCCACGACGGCUCCUGCAAGAUCUGGGACGUCGCCUCCGGCAAGUGCCUCAAGGUGCUCAUCGACGAUAAGACCCCCGCCGUCUCCUUCGCCAAGUUCUCCCCCAACGGCAAGUUCAUUCUCGUCGCCACCCUCGACGACACCCUGAAGCUAUGCAACUAUUCGACAGGCAAAUUCAUAAAGAUAUACACAGGUCAUGUCAACAGGACAUACUGCAUUACCUCCACAUUUUCUGUUACAAAUGAUAAAUACAUAGUCAGUGGGUCAGAAGAUAAUUGUGUUUAUAUAUGGGACCUCCAAGGGAAAAAUGUUCUUCAGAAAUUGGAAGGUCAUACAGACACUGUCAUCUCAGUUUCUUGUCAUCCAACCGAGAACAAAAUUGCUUCUGCUGGACUACAGAAUGACAGAACAGUAAGGAUAUGGACACAGGAUCCUGCAUGAAAAUGUUCCUAGGAGAAGAAAAGUUGCCAUAGGUUGGUUGAUUACCGUGUAGUACUUGCAUUAAAUGAAUCACUUUUACUAACUUUGUACACUCUUUCUGUUCCUUUUUCUUUGCACUUAACCACCACUUCUAUUGCCUCACAUUUAUUUGCAACUUAUGAACAUAAAAUCACGUGGUUUUGGAUUUUUAAAUGUUUAGAGGUCACCAAAGGUGGCUUUCUGUCUUCA
Ananas comosus (pineapple) is the source of this 1158-nucleotide messenger RNA. Its product is annotated as COMPASS-like H3K4 histone methylase component WDR5B. The transcript is spliced from 2 exons. The coding region runs from base 1 to 930 and encodes 309 amino acids. Gene Ontology annotation, cellular component: Set1C/COMPASS complex. The record is from RefSeq and is a predicted model, not a curated record. NCBI's taxonomy places the organism in Eukaryota, Viridiplantae, Streptophyta, Magnoliopsida, Poales, Bromeliaceae. Gene Ontology annotation, molecular function: histone binding.